AUGGAUCACUCGCCUGAUUACUAUCAAAACAUCGACAUGGUUAAGUACAUCGGCUUGACCUGGCUCGCCAUCAUCGCCAGCUUAUUUCUGUUCCGAUGGACGCUUCACCUUCUACACCAUGUGCGUCGGAUGGCGAAUCUCAACACCAACGUCGUCGACGGCCGACAGCGCUACUUCAGCAUGCCAAACGACACUUUCGCCAAAUUCAAGCGCCAUUUCCUCUACGCACCUUUACUACGAAAACGUCACAAUCAAGAGUUUCGCUUGUCGUCGGCAGUCAACGUGGGUACCCUACCGGGUCGUUUGCAGACCUUUUUUCUCCUCGGAUAUCUUGCUCUGAACUUGGCCUUUUGUGCUUGGAAGGUCGAUUAUCAUGACAACGCCUGGGUCACGGUGGCUGUCAGGAGAAUGGGUGUGCUUUCGGUCAUCAACAUGGUUCCAUUGUUCCUCCUGGCCGGGCGCAACAAUCCAUUGAUCCCACUUUUAGGCAUCACAUUCGAUACUUACAACCUGAUCCAUCGUUGGAUCGGCCGCAUUUCCGUCCUGGAAGCUUUCAUUCACGUCGCAUUCUGGGUUUAUGGUCGUACGCGCGAUAAGGGAGCCGAAGAGGGUUGGCGCGGCAUCGCUCACGCCAUGGCGAAUCGUACCAUGACCCUCACCGGCACAAUCGGCAUGGCGGCGUUUAUUUUACUGCUGUUCCAUUCCCCAUCCGUCAUCCGUCACGCCUUUUAUGAAGUCUUCCUCGGUAUUCAUCUCUUUCUCGCAAUGGUCGCGGUCAUCACAGUCUGGAUGCAUCUCAAUUUGUAUCCCUUCUCGCAGAAAAUCCUGGCUGGUGCCAUCAUCUGUUGGGGAUUCGAGCGCCUGAUGCGCGUGUGGCUCCUCAUCCGUGCCAAUUAUUCCCGCUCAAAGGGUGUCACCAAAGCCGAAGUCGAGGCUCUCCCCGGUGACGCUAUGCGCGUGACUCUGCGAGUGGCCCGGCCAUGGAAGUUCCGGCCUGGACAGCAUAUCUACCUAUACAUGCCGUCCAUUGGCUUAUUCUCAAGUCAUCCGUUCUCUGUCGUGUGGAGCGAGGAGAUCACCCCGCCCGCGGAAGACAAACCGUUACCGAUCGCUCGCACAGACAUCCUCGCAGCCAAGGAGACCUCCAUGUCGCUUAUCAUUCGACGACGGACAGGUUUCACCGACGCGCUCUGGCGCAAGGCUGAGGGCAAGGGACCAUUCACGGCAUCGGCUCUCGUAGAAGGACCCUACGGCAACGAAUGCUUCCAGUCUUACGGCACCGUCAUGCUGUUCGCCGCCGGGGUGGGUAUCACACAUCAGGUCCCACACGUCCGGGAUCUCGUGGCGGCGUAUGCGAACGGCACCUGCGCCACGCGCAAGGUGGUGUUGGUCUGGGUUAUUCAAUCACCCGAACACCUGGAAUGGAUCCGGCCCUGGAUGACCCAGGUCCUCGCCAUGGAGCGCCGCCGCGACAUCCUCAAGAUCCUCCUCUUCGUCACCCGCCCGCGCAGCACCAAGGAGAUCCACUCGCCGAGCGCCAGCGUGCAGAUGUACCCGGGCAAGCCUGACGUCCACGCGCUCAUCUCUCGUGAGCAGGAGCGCCAGGUCGGCGCCAUGGCCAUCAGCGUAUGUGGCACCGGCAGCCUUGCCGAUGACGUCCGGCGGGCGAUGCGCGAGCGCUGCGAGAUCACCGAGCUGGACUUUUAUGAAGAGGCAUUCUCGUGGUAG
Molecule: messenger RNA, 1728 nt
Organism: Dissoconium aciculare CBS 342.82
Lineage: Eukaryota; Fungi; Ascomycota; Dothideomycetes; Mycosphaerellales; Dissoconiaceae
Exons: 1
Coding region: 1-1728 (575 amino acids)
Biological process (GO): iron ion transport; copper ion import; intracellular iron ion homeostasis
Cellular component (GO): plasma membrane
Molecular function (GO): ferric-chelate reductase activity
Source: RefSeq, a predicted model, not a curated record